Molecule: messenger RNA, 886 nt
Organism: Dermatophagoides pteronyssinus (European house dust mite)
Lineage: Eukaryota; Metazoa; Arthropoda; Arachnida; Sarcoptiformes; Pyroglyphidae
Gene: l(3)73Ah
Product: polycomb group ring finger 3-like lethal (3) 73Ah
Source: RefSeq, a predicted model, not a curated record
CCAUUAUCCACACACGUUGUUUUCAUACCGAUUUUGUGUUAAUAGCCAAAUUCUUUACGAAAAAUUUCAUCAUUUUUCAUUCAUUUAUUUCAAUUUUUAAAAAAUAGAAAAUAAUGGAACGUCGUAUUAAAUUGAAAUCAUUAAAUCCAUAUAUUACCUGUAAAAUAUGUAAAGGUUAUCUAAUUGAUGCAACAACAGUCACCGAAUGUUUACAUACAUUCUGUAAAAGUUGUCUAGUUAAACAUUUGGAAGAAAAUAAUACAUGUCCAACAUGUAAUAUAACCAUACAUCAAUCACAUCCAUUACAAUAUAUUAGCUAUGAUCGUACAUUACAAGACGUUGUUUAUAAAUUGGUUCCAAAUCUGCAACAAAAUGAAAUUGAACGUGAAAGAGAAUUUUAUCGUUCACGUGUUAUGCCAUAUCCAAAAUCGAAUCCAAAUCUAAUUAAAAUGCUUAAAGAUGGUGCCAAUCUAAGUCAUCAAUGUACAAGUGAAAAUUAUCAUCGUGAUGAUGAACAAAUUGGUAUCGAAUUAUUAACCAGUUCAGAAGAAUUACUUAAGCAAAUAAAAGCAAAAUAUAUUCGUUGUUCAUCACAAUUGACAAUUAAUCAUCUCAAAAAAUUUAUAUCAAAAUUAAUUUUCAAAACUACCGAUAAACAUAAAGAUAUUGAUAUACUUUAUAAUGAAGAGUUACUUGGUAAAGAUCAUACAUUGAAAUUUGUUUUUGUUACUCGUUGGCGAUUCAAGAGUGGUCCAUUAAAAUUGUAUUAUAAACCAUCGCUUAAUUUGAUUUCUUGAAUUUUUUUUUUGUCAUAAUAAUAGUUUUAGUUUACAUCCCAUCAACAACAUCAUUUUGUAUUUAAAUAAAAGAUUUAUUUCAUUCAUUU